This is a messenger RNA of Saccostrea cuccullata (small rock oyster), 1812 nucleotides long. RefSeq lists its product as uncharacterized. The transcript is spliced from 3 exons. Lineage: Eukaryota; Metazoa; Mollusca; Bivalvia; Ostreida; Ostreidae. Bases 80 to 721 code for a protein of 213 amino acids. The record is from RefSeq and is a predicted model, not a curated record.
AACACUGUGAUAUACGCGAGCCAACAACAGAUGUGAAUGACCUAUGAGCCGAUGGUAGAGAGUGGUACAUACUAGCAAAAUGUCUGCACUACCUGUUCGUAGCUUUAUGGAUGGCGCCAACACGAAGUGGCGUCAUGGAUACCAACCGAACUAUGAUGUCGUUAAUGAGAAAUUUAUGGCAGAAAAAACAAUGAAUCAUAAAGAUGGAUCUUUAGAACAAGUUGUUGAAAAUUUGGUGAAAACUUGGGAAAUGGAAAGUUCGCAUAAGAUGGAUGCCGCGGAUUGGAAAAGCGUAGACAAAGAAGUUUUCACCAUCUCUUUAAACGGAGGAAAGAAGUUUAACCUAGAUGACAACAUUAGUAUUGGCAACUACAACAUGUUAAUGUGUGAAAGUCCUCUGUACAGUGCCGUGAAAGAGACCAACCAAUCAUCACAUGACUUGUUCCGGAACGUGUUUAAGACUGGAUUUGCCUGGGAAGUGCUGCAAGUGUUCUCUGGACCGCCUUUGGUCUCGUUUACAUGGAGACACUGGGGAACGUUUGAAGGUGACUAUAAAGGUACUAAAGCUACAGGGGAGACAAUCGAGAUGUACGGCAACUGUGUGGUCAAGGUCAACGACGAAAUGAAAAUCCAGUCUAUUGAUGUAUAUUAUGAUCCAAACCCUUUCUUGAUGAAACUGACCAACUGGAAAUCUGGAGCUGACUGUCCAAUGGCUAAAUAAAGGAUAGAUGGACAGUUACAUUGUUUUUACGCUUUCUGUUAUGCUAUCACAUAUGGCAUUGCAAACCUAUAAUUACAACCCUUGCAUUUAUAUGCUAACAACACGAAACCGAAGAGGCAAAAUUUGUGCAAAUUUUUCUAUCAGUCUGUAAACAAAUGUUAUGUAAAGCAGAAAAUAGUACCACGAUGUCGUCGUUGAUAUCUAGGUUAGUAAGAUCAAUAGGUAAAUAUAGUCAUUUAUGUUGGCAUUUUUUUUUAUUGAAUAUAAUAAAACCAUUUGAAAUAUAAGCUCGCUUUGAAUCCAUAUUUGUAUAUGCUUAUAUGUGCAGUAUCGGGGCUACUCUUUGGUCCGUCACAAAAAGUAAAAAAAAACUUUACAAACAACGAAGCAAGCAAGUCCAAACUUUUGUCCAACUGUGGUUGCAAAACAUUUGCCUUUUACAUUCUACUAUAUAUAUAGAUUUGGGUUGAGGAUUUCCUUUAAAUAAUUCUACAGAGGCUCUUUAGAAGCAGACGGUUUUAAAUAACUCAGUGUAAGCCAAUGUUUAUUGCAGUGUGGAUAUGAUUUAUAUUGUACCCUUAUAUUUUGUAGUCAAAAGAAGGACAUAUAUGUCUAUUAAACAAUACAUGUACAAACUAUAUUCUUGUUGUCAAAAUAAACUACUGUUUUCUUAUUUAUUACAGGAUCGUUUUUGUUGACUUACAUAUAAAAAGGCAAGAAGAUCUAAGUAGAAAUUAUAAGGACGCCAAAAAUGGCAUGUAUGACUGAAGCUGCGUGCGCUAAACAAUACCUCUUGACUAAUAAACAUUUUAAUUUAUUAAACAAGCUUACCAGGUGUUAGAGACAUCGAUUUUUUUUGGAUGUAAUACCAAUUUGGUCCCGAACCCGAUAUUAAUAGGAUUUUAUAUUUUUUUAUAUUAGCAACCACAGUACAAAGACUUAGGAAUCAAAUUUAAAGUUUAAAAAUGUCAAUUAAAAGAAAUAAAUUAUCACUCUAAAGGACUAAACAAAAUAUAUAAAAACUAAAAAAAAAAAGCUGAAAGUAAUGACUGAUUUAAAAAAGGACACAACUAAAUUAAUAAUUAAAACAA